Molecule: messenger RNA, 947 nt
Organism: Daphnia pulex (common water flea)
Lineage: Eukaryota; Metazoa; Arthropoda; Branchiopoda; Diplostraca; Daphniidae
Product: venom allergen 3 homolog
Exons: 7
Coding region: 32-808 (258 amino acids)
Cellular component (GO): extracellular region
Source: RefSeq, a predicted model, not a curated record
UGAUAUCCACAGUUACAGCGACGCUUACAAGAUGAAAACUUUGGCUGCCUCAGUCCUCAUUGCCGCCGCCUGCUUCUCGGUUUUUGCUGAAGCCCAGUCAACUAAUUACUGCACCAUCAGCACAUGCUCCGUGCCAUCGGACAACACCCUCUGCAAAUAUUCGAACACUACUUGGGGAGCAGCUUGCCGACCGGCCUACCCAUCCAGUUCGAUCGUGACCGAUGCCGACAUCGUGACCAUUUUGAAUGUGCACAACGAUUACCGACGAAAAGUUGCGCAGGGCCUUGAGACCCGAGGAAGUCCAGGUCCUCAACCUCCCGCGUCCAACAUGAGGGAAUUGCAAUGGGACCAAGAACUCUCGGUUAUGGCACAAGCCCACGCCCAACAGUGUGUGUUCCAACACGACAGUUGCAGAGAUGUUCCUCGUUUUCGGGUGGGUCAGAAUAUUUACAUUACUGGGUCUUCCGCCAACAACCUUGGCACUUCAGACUGGAAUGCAGUAGUAAAGUCUUGGUACGAUGAAGUUCAAUACAUGAACACCGCUUACGUCCAAUCCUUCCCCGCAAACCCACCAAAUGUAAUUGGACACUACACGCAAGUAGUAUGGGCCGACACUUAUUAUGUGGGUUGUGCAGUGGCUUACUUCCAAUCUACGGCCGUUUUUGGGCCAUCGUAUCCCUAUAAUAGAAUGUACGUUUGUAAUUACGGACCAACUGGCAACUGGAUCGGCUCUCAAGUUUAUAAGCAAGGAACAGCCGGAUCCGCCUGCCCCACAGGUACUGUGAACAGCAACGGCUUGUGUGUUUGAACACAGUUUGUUACUUUUCCCUAAAAUUUGUACCACAGCCAGUAUCUUAAUGAUCUGUCGUGGACAUUAUUUCCCCUGAUUUUUUGGCGUUUAUGAAAUCCUAGUGCAGUAGUUUGAUAAUACAUUUAAUCAAUCAGCA